AUGGCACUAUUUGAAAGCUCCAUAACUGAAAACCAAAGAGGGCGGAGGGGGGGAAGAGAAAAAGAAGCAAAGGAAGCCAUGGGAAGACCUCCAUGCUGUGAUAAAGUAGGUAUCAAGAAAGGUCCAUGGACUCCUGAAGAAGAUAUCAUCCUCGUCUCUUACAUUCAAGAACAUGGUCCUGGAAACUGGAGAUCAGUCCCUACCAAUACUGGGUUAAUGAGAUGCAGCAAAAGUUGCAGACUUAGAUGGACUAAUUAUCUCAGACCAGGAAUCAAAAGAGGCAACUUCACUCCUCAUGAAGAAGGGAUGAUUAUUCACUUGCAAGCCUUACUGGGUAACAAAUGGGCAGCCAUAGCAUCGUAUUUACCGCAAAGAACAGAUAAUGACAUAAAGAACUACUGGAACACCCAUCUGAAGAAGAAGCUAAGGAAGUUUCAGUCAGCUAUGGAGCCUCCUUCAAUGGCGGGUGAUGAGAAGAGCUUAGAUUUCGCAGAAAGUGAGACUAGAGCUGGUUCAAGUAAUCUUAAGCUAAACCAAACCUCCUCUUCAUAUGCUUCAAGCACCGAGAAUAUAUCUCGUCUUCUUCAAGGUUGGAUGAGAUCGUCACCCAAGAUUAACAACAACAACAACAGCGACAGCAUUGGGAGUUGUUCAGCUGCUGCAAACUGUGAUUUGAUUUCUCAUGGAGAUGAUCAGUUGGAAUCGAUACUAUCGUUUGAGAACAUGAAGGAUGUUGCAUUAAUGGAGAAAUCUACUUCAAAGGCUACUUUUCAAGAUUCUGGUGAAAAGAUUAUUAACCCAGAAAGGAAGCAAAAAGCUGAUAACAGUAACAAUAAUAUUGAUGAUAAUAAUAAUAAUAACAGUAAUCCUCCAUUAUCGUUUCUUGAGAAGUGGCUUUUGGAUGAGAGUUCUUCUGCAGCUCAAGUCGAAGAAAUUGAUCAGAUGAUGGAAUUGCCUUCAAUUUUCUAAGAUUUUCUUUUGUUAUAAUUUUUUUUUCCUUCUUUGUUCAUCUCCCUUGCCUUCAUAUCAUUUCAAGCUUUAUUGGGGUAAAAAGGGAAAUAAAAAAAAGUUUGGGUUAUAUCUCUAGGGUUUAAAUUUUUCAUUUUUGGGAAUCUGAAAAAGUUUGGGAUCUCUUAAUCUUAACAAAAUGUAAUUAACCUUUGAUGUUUCUUUAUGAACUCUCUAGUUGAUGGUUGUUUUUUU
This is a messenger RNA of Gossypium raimondii (Peruvian cotton), 1203 nucleotides long. Its product is annotated as transcription factor MYB60. The coding region runs from base 1 to 969 and encodes 322 amino acids. NCBI's taxonomy places the organism in Eukaryota, Viridiplantae, Streptophyta, Magnoliopsida, Malvales, Malvaceae. The record is from RefSeq and is a predicted model, not a curated record. The transcript has 3 exons. Gene Ontology annotation, biological process: response to auxin.